This is a messenger RNA of Penicilliopsis zonata CBS 506.65, 1678 nucleotides long. RefSeq lists its product as hypothetical. Gene Ontology annotation, cellular component: cytoplasm. Gene Ontology annotation, molecular function: inositol-3-phosphate synthase activity. The transcript has a single exon. Gene Ontology annotation, biological process: phospholipid biosynthetic process; inositol biosynthetic process. The record is from RefSeq and is a predicted model, not a curated record. Bases 56 to 1657 code for a protein of 533 amino acids. NCBI's taxonomy places the organism in Eukaryota, Fungi, Ascomycota, Eurotiomycetes, Eurotiales, Aspergillaceae.
UCACUGAUCACGCGCUUGAAACAUCUCUCCCUCGCUCCGCUUUCACCCAGACACAAUGGCUCCCCACGCAACUGCGGACGUCGCUGCCAAUGGCGGGUCGGAUAGCCCCAACAACACCCCCCCUCUCUUCACCGUCAACUCCCCCAAUGUGGUCUACACCGCCGACGAAAUCAACACCCAGUACGCCUACAACACGACCGAGGUCACCCGUACCGCCGAUGGCAAGCUCGUGGCAACCCCCAAGACCACCAACUAUCAGUUCAAGGUCGAUCGCCAUGUUGGCAAGGUGGGCAUGAUGCUCGUCGGUCUGGGCGGCAACAAUGGUUCCACCGUCACCGCCGGUAUCAUCGCCAACCGCCGCGGUCUUACCUGGGAAACUCGCGAGGGCCACCGUGCCUCUAACUACUACGGCUCCGUCGUCAUGAGCUCCACCGUCAAGCUGGGUACCGACGCCAAGACCAACCAGGAGAUCAACAUCCCCUUCCACGACAUGCUGCCCAUGGUCCACCCCAACGACCUGGUCAUCGGUGGCUGGGACAUCAGCGCCAUGAACCUCGCCGACGCCAUGGACCGCGCCCAGGUGCUCGAGCCCACCCUCAAGGACCUCGUCCGGAAGGAGAUGGCCGAGAUCAAGCCCCUGCCUUCCAUCUACUACCCGGACUUCAUUGCCGCCAACCAGGAGGACCGCGCCGACAACGUCCUGCCGGGCUCCAAGGCUUGCUGGGCUCACGUCGAGCAGAUCCAGAAGGACAUCCGUGACUUCAAGGCCGCCAACGGGCUCGACAAGGUCGUCGUCCUGUGGACCGCCAACACCGAGCGCUACGCCGACCUCCUGUCCGGCGUCAAUGACACCGCCGACAAUCUCAUCGCCGCCAUCAAGGCCGGCCACGACGAGGUCUCCCCCUCCACCGUCUUCGCCGUCGCCUGUAUCCUUGAGAAGACCCCCUUCAUCAACGGCUCCCCGCAGAACACCUUCGUCCCCGGAGCCAUCGCCCUCGCCGAGCAGCACGGCGCCUUCAUCGGCGGCGACGACUUCAAGUCCGGCCAGACCAAGAUGAAGUCGGCCCUUGUGGACUUCUUGAUCAACGCCGGCAUCAAGCUCACCUCCAUCGCCAGCUACAACCAUCUGGGCAACAACGACGGCAAGAACCUGAGCUCCCAGAAGCAGUUCCGCUCCAAGGAGAUCUCCAAGUCCAACGUCGUCGACGACAUGGUCGCCGCCAACGACAUCCUCUACGCCAAGGACGAGCACCCGGACCACACCGUCGUCAUCAAGUACAUGCCGGCCGUCGGCGACAACAAGCGCGCCCUCGACGAGUACUACGCCGAGAUCUUCAUGGGCGGCCACCAGACCAUCAGUCUCUUCAACAUCUGUGAGGACUCGCUGCUGGCCUCGCCCCUGAUCAUCGACCUGGUCGUGGUCGCCGAGCUCAUGACCCGCAUCAGCUGGAAGGCCGACCCCGCCGCCCAGGACUUCAAGGGCUUCCACAGCGUGCUCAGCGUGCUCAGCUACAUGCUCAAGGCGCCCCUGACCCCGCCCGGCACCCCCGUCGUCAACGCCCUGGCCAAGCAGCGCGCUGCCCUGACCAACAUCUUCCGUGCCUGCGUCGGUCUGCAGCCCGAGUCGGAGAUGACCCUCGAACACAAGCUGUUCUAAGUUUUUUUUUUUUUUCUAGGG